GUGUGGAGCCAUGAAGCUGAAUGAGAGGAGCUUGGCCUUUUAUGCCACCUGUGACUCGCCAGCGGACAAUACCGGCUUCCUCUACAAGCGUGGCGAGCGGCACACGGCCUACCACCGCCGAUGGUUCGUGCUGAAAGGCAACAUGCUCUUCUACUUCGAGGAGCGGGAGAGCCGGGAGCCGGUGGGUGUCAUCGUGCUGGAAGGUUGCAACGUGGAGCUCUGUGAUUCAGCUGAGAACUUCGCCUUUGCCAUCCGCUUUGGCGGCGCCAAGUGUCGCACCUAUGUGCUGGUGGCUGAGAGCCAGGCCGCCAUGGAGUCAUGGGUGAAGUCACUGUCACGAGCCAGCUUCGACUACAUGCGCCUGGUGGUGCGGGAGCUGGAGAAGCAGCUGGAAGAGAUGCGCUGGGGGCUGGCUGGUGGAUGUGGGGGCUGCCAGGGGCCAUCUGGCUCCUGGAAGCUGAAGUCCUCAGUGCUGGAGCAAGCACCAGAGCGCCUGCCGGCUCUGCCUGCUGUCCUGCCGAAGGAGAAUGGCUGUGCAGUGUGGAACAACACGCCAGGAGUGCACCGGCCACCCGACACUUCUGGCAGCAAUGAGCAUGAUGGUGAAGAGAACCCGCGGCCACCACCACUACCACCACGCAGGCGGGCAUCAGGCAGUGAGGUGGGCAGCACUAGGGCAGCUGGAGCAGAGAGCCUGUCCAGCUUCUGCCAGCUCCACGAGCAGUAUGGACAGGAAGUGGCCCGGCUACGGCAGGACUGGCUGGAGAGGUGGCAUAGCCCCCAGCCCUGAGAGAUGGCUGAGCCGUGGUGACCCACCACAACUU
Messenger RNA from Dryobates pubescens (Downy woodpecker), 824 nucleotides. It is a transcript of the gene PHETA1, whose product is annotated as PH domain containing endocytic trafficking adaptor 1. NCBI's taxonomy places the organism in Eukaryota, Metazoa, Chordata, Aves, Piciformes, Picidae. The transcript has a single exon. Gene Ontology annotation, biological process: receptor recycling; endosome organization; retrograde transport, endosome to Golgi. Gene Ontology annotation, cellular component: early endosome; recycling endosome; trans-Golgi network. Bases 11 to 790 code for a protein of 259 amino acids. The record is from RefSeq and is a predicted model, not a curated record.